This is a messenger RNA of Drosophila rhopaloa, 2091 nucleotides long. Its product is annotated as nose resistant to fluoxetine protein 6-like. The record is from RefSeq and is a predicted model, not a curated record. Gene Ontology annotation, molecular function: acyltransferase activity, transferring groups other than amino-acyl groups. NCBI's taxonomy places the organism in Eukaryota, Metazoa, Arthropoda, Insecta, Diptera, Drosophilidae.
AUGGUCAAGUUAAUAAGUUUUAUUUUGCUCAGUGGGCUCGUUCUCAUAAGAGGAGAACAGUUUGAGGAUGAAAGUAUUCUGAAGGAAUUUCAGAAUCUUAAAAAACUCAAGCCACUGGGUCUUGAGUUCGCCGACUACUUUCAAAAUGUAACGCUGAAUGAUUUAAGCCUUUUCGACUCCAAUUUGCCAACUCAGGAGGAUCUUCUGUGCCUUAGUGAAAUGGGUCAGUUAAUGUUGGCUCUUAGAUCUGGCCAAUUUUGGGCACUUAAAAUGAUUGACUCUUGGGGCUCCAUUCCCUCUGGCCUUUUCACGGGUAACGUAUAUGACUUGGGAAACUUUGAUGAGUGCAUCAAUAUCAAAAAUAACAACAUUCGUGGAAAAUACUGCUUUUUGGAAGCUUAUCCGAGUAAAAUGCUGGGCUCUGAGAGUGCAAUAGGUAGUUUUUUGAAAACGAAAACAGCUACUUGCUUUCCGUCCUCCUGCUCGGCCACUCACAUGAACAAGUUUGUGGGUCAGAUAAUACAAAGACUUUUCAACGUGAGUAUUCCUAGCACAGCCAUGAGUAUCAGCGAUAGUACAUGCCAGACCAGUGAAAAGGAACCCUGGAAUGCACUCACCAUUUUAACAAUAGUGAUCUUAGCACUGAUGGGUACUAUCGUGGCCCUUUUCACGCUGUACGACUAUUUCUUGUGCAAGAGUCAAGGUGACUUACCCGUGAUUGUCAAGGUGUUUUCGGCCAGGGCCAACUCUCGUGCUUGUUUCCGCAUCGUGCAAAACAAGUCAAACCCCAAUGUAAUCCACUGCCUCAACGGAAUUCGGGGCAUGUCGCUUUUCUGGGUGAUUUUUCUCCAUCAAUACGCAAGCUUAUUCUAUUCACCAAAUAUUAAUCGUUUUAGUAUUCUCCCGGUAACUUUUAUAUUUCACAUUACACUGGAUUCAUUUUUCUUUAUCGGCGGCUUAUUAGUGUCUUUAAUUGCACUGCGAUUAAUGGAUAGAACCAAAGGCAAACUGAAUGUUCCAAUGAUGUACUUACGCCGCUUGCUUCGCAUUGUUCCCAUUUUGGCCAUGGCUAUUCUAGUCUAUACGCAGCUCACUGGUCUUUUGGGAGAUGGUCCUCUUUUCAAGGGCGGAUACAAUGGAAAAGCGUCAUGCGAAAAAUCUUGGUAUCUGACCAUGCUUUUCGUGGUUAAUUUCGCGAACGAUAUGUGUCUUGAUCAUACUUGGUAUCUAGCUGUGGAUAUGCAACUGUUCCUCAUUUCACCACUCCUGCUCUUCGCUCUGUACAAAUGGGGCAAAAAGGCUGCUGCUGGUAUUUUUGUUCUCAUAGUACUGCUUUCUGGGUGCCUCUUUGCUGAAAUGAUGGUUAACAACUACUCAAUAUUAAACCUUGAUCUCACUCUGCAGAAGAAGAUGUACUUCUACACACACACUCAUGCUGCUCCGUGGCUUAUUGGUUUUUUGUUCGGAUACUUUCUGUACUUGAGUAAGGGCAAGAAAUUCCAGCUGAGCUGGUUUUCCGUUUGGACUGGAUGGAUUCUUUCCCUGGCUCUGCUGUUUACAUCGAUCUUUGCACUCUAUCCUGCUGUUAUGUCGGGCAUUCCUAAAGCGACGACCUUGGAAUUGUCAUUGUAUUACACACUCACCCGAGUGGGCUGGCCAAUGGCAAUUGGUUGGGUGGUUUUCGCCUGCAUGCAAGGAUACGGCAGUCUGGCCAACAGUUUCCUCUCCUCCCCGCUGUGGCAGCCCAUUUCAAAACUGUCCUACUCCGCCUAUAUUUGGCACAGUUUCAUCCAGGAGAUAAACCAAAGAAUAACAAGGACAAAUACAUACUUCUCGGACUACCAAGUGAUGCUUGAUUUCUGGUCGACCCUUGGACUCACGCUUUUGUUUUCCUACCUGAUGUACCUGAUUAUUGAGGCGCCCAUUGGUGGACUUGAUCUGCUUUUACGACCUCAGAAGAAGGCACCUGCUGAGAUCAAAACAGUGACGGACUCAGAUCUUGGAAAGGAGAAUCGGAUAGAUGAUGGCGAUUCAACUAAACAAGGAGAUUUGGAAGCGACCGAAUUAAAUACUCAAACUGCAGCUGAUUAG